AUGUCCACAGUUAUUCCAAACCCUUCGAAUCCUUCGAAGCCUUUGAUAUGCCGUCGUUGUAAGAAGAAGAGAUCCACUCUGGAGCCUCCAGAAGAUCUAAAAUACAAGACCUGCCAGCCAUGUCGUGAAUUGGAGCGUAAACAAAAGAGAUUGAUGAAGUUGAAAAAUAGACCUCCUGAAGAACAGGAACGAUUCCUUCUGGAAGAAGAGAACCGCUCUAAACAGCAGCAGCAACAAAGACUGUUAGGUAACACUACUACGAACAGCCAUCGUCCUAUUGCCAAUAAUAGUGCUGCUGCUGCCGCGUAUGCCCUGCAUAAUCAAAUGAUUUCUCCUUCCAUCCUUCAUGACAGUAACUCUGCCACCUCUGCUGCUGCAGCUGCUUUGGAUCAGACGCACUAUGACAUUGCUUUGCUGAAGCAAGAGUUAGAGAAAAGUAAUAGCCACAACCCUGAUGACGAUUCCGGUCAUAAUGGAGGCCAUUUGUUGGACGACUCCGUUGAUAUUUCCAAGAUUGACAGUGAAUUGAUCAGCUAUGACAAGAAGCUGAUUAAUGACUUCACUUACAACGGAGAAGAAAUGGGUAUAAUUUCAAAUUAUGGGCCCAACACUGGUACUGGCUCCGGAAUUCAGAGUACUCAUUCCAAUGUGCAAGGUGGACCCUCCCAAGGUACCGCUCCGGGAGCUCCUAUCAAGUGCGAAGUAUGCGAAUCUCCAACAACAAACAGAUACAAUAAAUUAUGUGAUUCUUGUUCCACAGAUCCAACUACUAAUUCAAAUGUUUUAACCGAUUUGGGUAAAUAUCUAAAAGAAAUUAGCUACAACAGAAAUUUAGACGUGAAGAAUCUCAUUUAUUAUCAGACUAUACCCGUCAGUGACCUCUUGGAUGCCGACGAGGGCAAGGAAUUCAAAGAUGAGAUUGAUAUUCUCACCAAAAUCAACAAGUCAAAAAUUGAAGCUGCUUACAACCAGAUUUACACAACUUAUGUUGUUCCGACCAUUGAGUCAUCGACCUUCCAUUUUACCAAAACAAGCUCCAAUCUCAGUUACAAGCCUUUCCCCAAGAUCCUACGUGUUGAGUACAGGUGUCAACAGGACCUUAAUCCACCUCAAGGUGAAUCAGAGAAAAUAGACCAGAAUACUGCAGAACCAUCAAAGGGUAAGACUACUUGUCAGUCCAAUAUUUUUGUCUCCUACGAUUUGUUUUCGGGUAUGCUAAUGAUAAAGUAUACACACAACACCCAUGCAGUUGCUUGA
This is a messenger RNA of Komagataella phaffii GS115, 1257 nucleotides long. RefSeq lists its product as hypothetical. NCBI's taxonomy places the organism in Eukaryota, Fungi, Ascomycota, Pichiomycetes, Pichiales, Pichiaceae. The transcript has a single exon. The coding region runs from base 1 to 1257 and encodes 418 amino acids. The record is from RefSeq and is a predicted model, not a curated record.